Messenger RNA from Micropterus dolomieu (smallmouth bass), 1855 nucleotides. RefSeq names its product cephalotoxin-like protein. The transcript has 2 exons. The record is from RefSeq and is a predicted model, not a curated record. The coding region runs from base 25 to 1593 and encodes 522 amino acids. NCBI's taxonomy places the organism in Eukaryota, Metazoa, Chordata, Actinopteri, Centrarchiformes, Centrarchidae.
UGCACAAACACAAAAAAACGCGUCAUGGCGUUCCCUCGGCUGUCUGCCCCGAUGCUGUUGGCUUCAUUCAUCCUUCUUCUCUUCUGGACGACCUCCUCAGCAGGGUCACAUGACCCCACCUCAGCUGAUCUGUCUCCGCCCUACAGGGUGAAGAGAGACCUGCCUGUCAGCACAAGAGAGAGAGUGGCCGCGUCUUCGCAGGUGGUAAUAGAAAGCCUCACAGUAGUCAAAGAAGUUAUUGGAAAGAUGGACCCCGAGAAGUUGAAGUCGGUGAUGAAGACCCUCGCCGACUUUGCCAGCCUGGCGCCCGGCAUUGGAGCUCUGGUGUCCUCUGUUCUCAAUGUGGUCUUGGCCUUCAUCCCUCAGGAAGACGCUCAGAAGGAGCUGUUUGCUGAGGUCAACAGGAAGCUGGACUCUCUCUCCAUCCAGAUCUCCAACCUGGCAACAGACGUGGAGUGGUUCAACUACGCCAGCGUCUACUCUCAAGACGAGGUCCGCAUCCUCACUGCCUGGAACAAGUUCAAUGAGUUUCGUAAGAACAGCGCGUUGGUAGAUAAUGAGAGGGCCAAAGUCCGGCUGGCAGAAGUUUUCACCAGCUACUAUGAGAACACAGCCACUGAGGCCAGUGUGGCCAACCUCUACCUUUACCUGACGGUCAGCAGCACGUCUCUCAGCGGAAACCUCAACGAGCUGCUGAAGAAGAAGUUUAAAUGCGGCAUUCCUGAGAUCGGCAAAUAUAACCUCUAUUUCAGCAGCUUGCUGUGGAAGGGGAUGGUCCUCAACCAGGUCUACUGGAACCUGAUCGGCUUAAAUCCAUCAGGCAAAGAAGAAGAGCACACCCAGAUGUUCAAGAACGUGUACAGAGCUCAGAUAUCAGCUGUGUGGUUCUGCCUGGACAACUAUAAGCAGUACAUGAUAAAGGAUGUGGAGGAGAUCAGCAAAGCAAACAGUCCUGACAACAAAAAAAACAUCGCUGAUCAGGUGAAGAAUAAACUGGAUCAGAAGUACAACUGGUACAAAUGGGUGGUGCUGGUUUACAACUCAAACCAAGAGACAUAUCACAUCCUUUAUGAUAUGACUAAGAUCCCCGUGGGCGAGAUCACUGUUGCUGUGGCCAACAUUCAGAAAGAGGAACUUUACGCGGACUUUGAAAGAACGGCUGAUAGGUGCUUUAGUGGCAUAGGUUGUAAACAAGUGCCCAAUAAAAUAAAACAAUGUUAUUUCAAGAAUUACAAAUUAACAGAAUUAGUCAAGAUAACUGAUGCUACCCAAGGCCAAGGCUUUGUUGUGGUGCCAAAACCCUUUUACAAAGUUACAUGUAAUUGGGCUUUCAGUACAAGUGAGAUUCACAUGUAUCUCUCCCAAAGAAAAACCUAUAUCUGCAAGAAUAACCCAUGUGUAAACGGUGGAACGUGCAAGAGGCUGCUGGACACCAAUGAACAUCUGUGUGAGUGCCCUGAUGGUUUCCAUGGAGACAGAUGUGAAUUGAAAAUCAGAAUUAGCAAGCCCGAAAUGAUCAAUACAAACCGUCCUGUGCCCGACAUCAACACCAUUGACACCAAACUGAAAAUGUUGGAGUCCAAACUGGAGUAGCUUCUCAGGAGAGGUUCCGUUUAGAAGCAGAUAUCUGCUGACGAGCGAUGCAAACUAUGUACCCACACGUCAACCUGAGAACGGCACCAUACAUGUUAACCCAACUAGGAAACAUCGAUCUCAUCUGAAAAUAAAUAAUCAUAAAAAUCAUUUACAAAUCCAGGACAAGACAUUUGUCGUCAUCAUCUUGCUUCACUGCUCUGCUCUUGUUUGUAAUGAAAAUAAUCAGAUUUCAUGUUAUUAAAAAUCAACUUGAGCUUCA